Prorocentrum cordatum is the source of this 397-nucleotide messenger RNA. Lineage: Eukaryota; Dinophyceae; Prorocentrales; Prorocentraceae. The record is from the annotation of a GenBank genome assembly.
GCUGCCCCCGCACCGACCGCGCUCAAACUCAUCGACAAGGUCGUUCAGGGGUUCGACCUCGGGCAGUGCAUCGAGCUGGGCCCCCUGUUGGCCGACGCAAGCCUGGAGAGCGAGAUGUCCGACGCUGACAAGCAGGAGAUCGAGGCCCGACGCGCCCAGCUGGGGUCCGAGGUUCAGCAGCUCGCCAAGGACCUCCUGGGCCCCCUGGUGGAAGCCGCGCGCAAGGCGAAGGAACUCCACCAGCAGCACAUGCUUCGCUGUGCCAGCAAGCGGCAGCGCGUGGAAGAUGGCGGCGGUGGCUCUCCUGCAGCAGCAGCAGGCGGAGGCGAGGGCGCUGCAGGGAGCGGCUCCGCAGUUGCGGCCGCAGGCGCGCAGCCGGCAGCGGCCGAGGCCGAAG